This is a messenger RNA of Saccostrea echinata, 2315 nucleotides long. RefSeq names its product galactosylceramide sulfotransferase-like. The transcript has 3 exons. NCBI's taxonomy places the organism in Eukaryota, Metazoa, Mollusca, Bivalvia, Ostreida, Ostreidae. The record is from RefSeq and is a predicted model, not a curated record. Gene Ontology annotation, cellular component: membrane. Gene Ontology annotation, molecular function: galactosylceramide sulfotransferase activity. Bases 420 to 1652 code for a protein of 410 amino acids. Gene Ontology annotation, biological process: glycolipid biosynthetic process.
CCUAAUUUAAUAUACAUUCAUGUAUACAGUAAUAAUAAUUCUUUUAUUUCCUUAGGUGAAAUGCGCGACCAAUAUGAAGACUUCACUGACAUGGCGUGACUUAUAUCUGUCUGGCGAUUGCCGCGGGCGGCCACAUCCAUCACUUGAAGACAAGGGUUUUUUACAGAGUCCCAGAUUGCCUCUCAGUGGGGGAAAAUAAACUACCAGGGCAAGGAUAGGGGGACAGGCUGUAUUUAUGAGGGAUGCUUAAGUGACUGACUUAUCUAUUCCCCGUUUUAGGGACAAUCUUCCUAAAUAAGGAUUUAUUUUGAAUUGUUAACUACAGAGUUCUGGUUUUAGUCACCGGAAUGACGAAUAUUCUGGGUGAACAACGGACUCACAAUACAUCUUAAAGUUGCUGAACUGUUGAAGUUUGGACAAUGUGGAGUUCAUUUAGAAGGUAUUAUUGGGUGGCAGGACUUGUUGUCAUCCUCUACACGAUAUCAGUGAUGGUCAGAAUGAAUAUACAUUCAAGCGACGGGAUAAGUGGAUUAUAUAAAGAACUCGACCUUCGAGCCUCGCUGAUGGAGAGAAGGUCUUCUCUGAAGUGCACAAAGAAAACUAACGUGGCCUUUCUUAAGGUCCAUAAAGCGGGCAGCACCACAGUAAUGAAUAUCUUCAUACGAUUCGCUAUAAAGAAUGACCUUAACUUAGUACUACCAAGACGCAGUAACGGUACAGGGUUUAAUUACCUCGGAUACGGAACAACAGUGGACCGGAACAAGAUUGUUCCUCUUCCGGGAAACGAAACAUACAAUAUCCUGUGUAAUCACGUGGUCUACAAUAAAGAGGCGUUCGAUUCCAUAAUGCCCAGAGACUCUGUUUAUGUUGCCAUUGUACGGGAGCCCAGGAGUCACUUUAUUUCGGCCGCUUCCUAUUACGGAUUUAUUUCUUUUCUUAAGAAAACGAUUCCUCACAGAGGUAACGUCAGUGACGGGAUGUUGUUAGAUAUGUUUUUGCGGCGGUUUGCCGUCAGUGGAAACCACUCCCAGGCUGGGCUAAACUACAUCAACAACAGACAGUCGUUUGACUUUGGGGUUCCGCGUUCCCUGUUUAGAAACAAAUUCGUCAUCAAUAAGUAUAUUCAGAAGCUAGAUAGUGAAUUUUCACUUGUUAUGUUGAUGGAAUACUUCGACGAAUCGCUAGUUCUAAUGAAGAGAUACCUCUGCUGGGAUUUAGAUGAAAUCUUAUAUGUUCCUCUUAAUAUCAACAAAGGCAAGAGAAAACAUCCUGUCCAGUUACCCCCAGAUUCAGAAAAAUUUCUCCAUUAUUUUGAUUAUGCAGACUUUCAGUUAUAUGACCAUUUUCAAAAACGUUUUAUGGAUCAGAUGAAGUUAGAAGGACCAGACUUUCAAGACGAAGUGAACACCUUUAAAGAGAUAAAAAGUCACGUGACGACAUUUUGUCAGAGCAGGCCUCUUCCUAAUCGUUUUAUAAACCUAAGUUCCACAAAGUGGAAUUCAGAGUUUAAUGUGACGUCAGAAGACUGCAAGGAAAUGAUGAUAGCGGAACUUCCGAUGAUGCGCAUGCUCAUAGACUCAGCUAAUACUCGGUAUAGUGAUUGGUUGAGAGUGCAAAAACUUAAAAACUCUCGACAACGAAUGUUUGGUUGAGAACUUAAUCCUGCAAUUAUUUGGUCAAAUUUUACCAGUUACAAAAAGUUAAAUAAAGUGAUCUGAUAAAUUUGAAUCAGGUAAAUGAUUGAAGUGGAAGACUUUUGACUAGGGUUUAGCCCAAGUUACUGUACUCGACAGUUAUCACCGUGAUGCGUCAUGAGUUACUGUACGUAGUGGUAACACAAACUCUAGUCUGUGACUAAUGACUCGUCUCCAUGACAACACUGUCCAGUCCUCUGCACCAGACUAUCAAGCAAGAAAACCAAAGACUCCUAAGUGUUGUACACCAGAUCAAUGAGACUGAUAUUUUGAAAUCACAACUUUAAGUUAAGCCAUGCACCAUUUCAUUAGCUUUAUUACUUUUCUUGAUGCCGGUGAGUCCAUUGUGAGGUAAAAUCGCCGUUUGCAGACUGCAAUUCACGCUUUUAAAAGGCAAAGAAGGCAUUCCAGACAUGCAUAAUAUGUUUUAUGAUUUUUGAGAAUGUUUAUUUACUGUUGGUUGUUAACUGCUAGUAUGGGUAACUAUCAAGUAUUGUUAAUUUAAUAGUGUUAAAUAUGAAUGGAAAUAUUUAUUGUACGAGUGACUUUUUACAUUGCAUUGUGUCCUGCAGUAAACGAGCAUAUUUUAUUUUUUUCUCAUUAAAACUUGUAAAACAAAAA